CUCCUCCUCCUCGUCGUCGGCGGCCGCGCCGUUGCCGUGGAGACGGAAGAUGGCGGCCGCAGGUCCUGGCUGUGGAGACAAGCAACGCUGAGCCCCUCAGCUCCAAACCAUGAGCUGGCUUUGCCACUGGGGAUGCUGGAGCUGAGAGCUCCAAACCUAAGGGAAGGAAGAUGCUCCAGACCAGCAACUACAGCCUGGUGCUGUUCCUGCAGUUCCUCCUGCUCUUCUACGACCUCUUUGUCAACUCCUUCUCGGAGCUGCUCCGCACAGCUCCUGCUGUGCAGCUCGUCCUCUUCAUCAUCCAGGACAUUGCUAUUCUCUUCAAUGUCAUCAUCAUCUUCCUUAUGUUCUUCAACACCUUCGUCUUCCAGGCUGGGCUGGUCAAUCUCCUCUUCCAUAAGUUCAAGGGGACCAUCCUGUUGUCUGCAGCCUACCUGGGCCUCAGCAUCUCCUUCCACGUCUGGGUUAUGAACCUGCGCUGGCGAGACUCCAGCCGCUUCGUGUGGACCGAAGGCCUCCAGACCCUCUUUGUGUUCCAGCGCCUGGCGGCCGUGCUCUACUGUUACUUCUACAAGAGGACCGCGGUGCAUCUGGGGGACCCCCUCUUCUACCAGGACUCGCUGUGGCUGCGCAAGGAGUUUGAGCAGUUCCGUGGCUGAUGGUUCCCCUCCAGCUCCUUCAUCACCUCCUGGCCCCCUGCGGACAGCUCCCCCUCAGCCACCUUCCUCCUCCUCCUCACUGCUAUCAGCACCUCAGGUGGAUGCCGGGAGCUGGUGGGAAGCUCACACUACAUCCCACUGUGCAUCAGGAAGAUCCAUCCCACCUCCACAACUCUUGUUGGGACUCGAGUGGUUUUGUAAUCAGUAAAGAAAUAAAUUAGCUGUGUUUUCCAA
This is a messenger RNA of Strigops habroptila (Kakapo), 893 nucleotides long. It is a transcript of the gene TMEM138, whose product is annotated as transmembrane protein 138. The transcript has 5 exons. Lineage: Eukaryota; Metazoa; Chordata; Aves; Psittaciformes; Psittacidae. The record is from RefSeq and is a predicted model, not a curated record. The coding region runs from base 171 to 659 and encodes 162 amino acids. Gene Ontology annotation, cellular component: cilium.